Messenger RNA from Falco peregrinus (peregrine falcon), 2480 nucleotides. RefSeq names its product LIM homeobox transcription factor 1-alpha-like. Gene Ontology annotation, biological process: regulation of transcription by RNA polymerase II; neuron differentiation. Gene Ontology annotation, cellular component: nucleus. The record is from RefSeq and is a predicted model, not a curated record. Lineage: Eukaryota; Metazoa; Chordata; Aves; Falconiformes; Falconidae. Gene Ontology annotation, molecular function: DNA-binding transcription factor activity, RNA polymerase II-specific; RNA polymerase II transcription regulatory region sequence-specific DNA binding.
AUGAAGACGGAGGAGGCUCCAUCCUGCCUGCAGCAGGCAACGCCGGUCCUGGGCUUCGGUUCGGAUUCCAAAAUGCGGGAGGUUUGCGCUGGCUGCGACACCCCCAUCUCUGACCGGUUCCUCCUGCGGGUCAACGAGCGCUCGUGGCACGAGGGCUGCGUGAAAUGCACCGUCUGCCUGCAGCCGCUCUCCGGGACCUGCUACUGCCGCAACCGGCAACUCUACUGCAAGCAUGACUACGAGAAGCUCUUCCAAACCAAGUGUAGCAGCUGCUUGAAAGCCAUCGCCCCCUCUGAGCUCAUCAUGCGGGUGCUGGAGAACGUCUACCACGUUCACUGCUUCUACUGCUGUGAGUGUGAGCGGCGCCUGCAGCGGGGAGAUGAGUUUGUGCUCAAAGAGGGGCAGCUGCUGUGCCGCAGUGACUACGAGAAGGAGAAGGAGAUGCUGAGCGCUAUCAGCCCUGCACCCACUGAGUCCGUGAAAAGCGAGGACGAAGACGGCAGCCACUCGCACGGCAAAGGCAGCGAGGAGAGCAAAGACCACAAGCGCUCCAAGCGCCCGCGCACCAUCCUUACCACACAGCAGCGUCGGGCAUUCAAGGCCUCGUUCGAGGUUUCCUCAAAACCUUGCAGAAAGGUGAGAGAGACCCUGGCAGCUGAGACGGGCUUGACGGUGCGGGUGGUACAGGUCUGGUUCCAGAACCAAAGAGCCAAGAUGAAGAAGAUUGCUCGCAGGCAACAACAGCAGCAGCAGCAACAGCAGGAGCAAGACCAGCUGGGCAACCCUCGUUUAGGGACCGGGAGAGGGACCGGUCGCAACAGCAGGCAGAGCAACGACGACAGCGAAGACGGUGCGAGCGUUCACGGUCUGGAUGGGCUGAUGGUCCCCUACCCCAGGAUCCCCCAGCAGCAGCUGCUGCCCCUGGACCAGAACGGCUACAGCACAGACUUGUACAGACAAGGGCUGACACCCCCGCAGCUUCCAGGAGACCACCUGCACCCCUACGACUCAGAAGGAGUUUUUCAUGAUAUGGACAGCGACAGCAUCAGCCACCUGGGAGACUGCCUGCUCUCGACAGCCGAAGCCAACCUCCUCCAAGCCCGUGUGGGCAACCCCAUCGACCGACUCUACUCCAUGCAGAGCUCGUACUUCACGUCCUGACCAUAGAAAAGCUCCCAGCUCUUCACGAGUAUCUCGGAUGGAUGCUGCUUCCAAUUCAGAACGAGGGUGAGGGAGAAGAAACAAGACCGAGACCUUCAGAGACAUUCCUUGAGCACUGCACAACGGAGGACGCAACCAGCUCCGCCACGCGUACAAGCACUAAUUCCUGGAGACUUUUCACAGCCUGAAGGACUUUUGGGACGUCUCUCUCCUUUUUUUCUAGCCACCAGUAGAUCGAUGGUGUGAUGUUGUUUAGCUGUAACUUUAGCAGUUUGUCCAGUGUUUAAGCUUUUGAGCAUUAUGUCCUGCAAACAAAGACUGGCCAAGCUAACCCGAGCUGCCCCUCGAAGCAGGAGGUGCUCUUCUCCCAAGAACUUGAGUUUAUUUAAGCCUCGGUUGCAGCUGAGCUGCUCACUGUGCUGUUUUGCCUCAUUUCCCAAUCCAGACGCAGGCUUCAUGAGACAAGGUUAAUUCCCAACAGUAAAAUCCAAGGUCCUGAGCCAUCUCUAGGGGAUGCCACCGCUGCUUCCGAGAUUUUCUACGUGGUGGUUGAUCGGCUGGCCCAGGGCCGUUUGUUAACAUUUCACAUUUUGGAAAUGCACAGUAGUUUGGCCCCCGAUUGAAAACAGCUACCCUUGGGUACCUGCUUCAAGGAACAACAGAAUAUUUACCCUCUCUCAUGUUCAGGGAUGUCAGGAGAAGCGUAACACACCCACAGCGAGUCCUUUGCCAGCUUUAUGCUUGUCUGUCUCUAAAAGAGCAGUUUUCCUCCCUUUACGGACAGAACGAAAACUUCAUUCUCAGAAAACAACAGCUGCCAGCCACAGUAAUCUCAGUCUCUUUCUUUAAAAAUGAAUCAAUUUUACUCUAAAAAUACUCCUGUGGGAAAGCCCUUCCCCUGUAGGUCUGUCCACAGAGAGAUUUCCCACCCUGACUGCGCUCCCAGUUUACUCCAGGCACCCCGGCACCUCGCUUCCCUCCAUCCAGUGACGAAAAAAACGGGAUUGCGUUAUCCCGUAACGUGUCCCUGCCGAGUCACUUCGCUCCAAGAGGCUACGUUUGGCUUUUGCUUCGAGGGCAACAUCAGGACUCGGCCAAGAGAAAAGCAUCCCUGCUGCGGAUAGAAAGGAAUAACCCAUUUUCUCCAUCCACCACCAUGCCACGAGGCAGGUGAGUUACGAGAAGCAGGUGGGCAGCAACGUGUGUACCCACCAAAAGGGCAAGAAAGAAGAGAGCGGAGAAUGGAAGUCUGAAUUAUUACCAAAGGGAAAUUCUUUACUCUCCUGCUUCGGACCCAAGUCUGGGAUUUGGUUCUUUAU